Musa acuminata AAA Group (dessert banana) is the source of this 4265-nucleotide messenger RNA. RefSeq lists its product as uncharacterized. NCBI's taxonomy places the organism in Eukaryota, Viridiplantae, Streptophyta, Magnoliopsida, Zingiberales, Musaceae. The record is from RefSeq and is a predicted model, not a curated record. The transcript has 9 exons. Bases 93 to 3002 code for a protein of 969 amino acids.
AUAUUUUAGAUUGAAUUUUGGCCCAAACGGGCGACGAAGAUCGAGAGAACCCACCUUGGUCCCCAGAAACCCCGUCGAAGGUGUCGCCGCCGAUGGGAGUGCCGCUGUCGCAGCUCCUCCUCCUCAUCCACGUGAUCUUUUCUUCGUUGCUGCUCUCGUCUUCGUCGGAGUCUGUCGCCGGUACCGGAGGCGACGCGAGCAGCAGCAGGAGCUCCGGUGCGAGAUUGGAAUGGCAGAUCCUUACCAAGAGAAAUUUCUCCUCGCAGAUCCGUCUCCAUCCCCAGAUCCUCCUUAUGGUUACCGUCCCUUGGUCUGGGGAAUCACGAUCUCUAAUGAAGGAAGUGGCACAUUUGGUGGCUAAUAAUCAGGACAAACUUGACUUUCUAAAAUUAAUGGUCAUAUAUAGGAGUUCUGAGAAGAUGCUAGCUGAUAUCCUUGGUGCUACUGAGGAAAUAACAUUAUUCUACUAUCAUAAUUCCAUGUCAUAUAAAUAUCAUGGAAGACUGCGUGCAGAAAAUAUACUUUCUUCAGUCAAUCAUUUUCAAUCACUUGAACCUGAGGAACUUCCUUUGAAGCUGCUGCAAACUCCAGAAGACGUGGAGAACUUUUUCCUAUCAACAGAUAAAGCUGUUCUACUCCUUGAGUUCUGUGGAUGGUCAGCUAAAUUGUUGCGCAGAAAGAAUAAUGGAAAUUAUGAGACUCCUAUGUCUGCAUUUAAUCAUUCAGAGAAUGUUGGCAUAAUUGGACAAAGCAUCAACAGAGAAAUGGUGGAUGACUUUCAUGUUGAACACCACAAGGGAAUGGAAAAUAGACUUACAUGUGCAGUUGAAGAUGGACUAGGAAGAUCAGUUUGGCUUAAGGAAUAUACUUUAGCAAAUCAAAGUACUCUAGAGCAAUUAGAUGAUGGAGGUGCUGGUACUAGAAUGCUGUGUACAGAUGAAGAGUUUAAGCAAUUUGAGACUUUUUUUAUGAAGUUCACUGCUAUUGCAAGAGAGUUUUUUCUACCUCCUGAGAGACAAAGGUUUGGUUUGAUAUCUGAAGGAGCUUUGUUAUCUUUCCUUGGUAUUAGCAGUCCAGAUAAAUGGUUAGUUAUGCUUCAUUUCUCUGGAUGUUCUAAUUGUACAAUGAUAGUCCAACAAGGAGAUGAUCUGAGGAACAUUUUGCAAACACAUCACUCUCUGAUCAUGGAGUUUGAUGUUGAUGGACGCAAUCUUGAACCUGCAUUUCCAGCAAAUAGACCUUCAAUCAUUCUAUUUAUUGAUAGAUCCUCAAAUUCUUCGAAAGUUAGGGAAGGGAGCAAGUUAUCUCUUGAGGUUCUUAGAAAAUUCUCAUUGCAGAAUCAGCUUUGCUAUCAAACAGUUAGAGGACGAGACAGCAGAGUCAUGAGUAGUUCCAGAAGUUUAUCAGGGUCCUCUAGUCAUCAAUCAGGAAAAGUUUCUCAGACCCCCAAGGUUGUGAAAAUUAAGGAUAAUAUGGCUUUCAUGAUAGUUAAUGAAGGUGAACAUAUUUCAUUGAAAAACACUGCACUUGAAAGUCAAGGCAACCCUGUCUAUGAUAUCCUGACACGAUUACUUCAGCGAGAAAGUCCGGCACUGAAGAAUAAAGAAACCAAAAUAAGUGAAGUAGCAAAGAAAGCUGGCUUUGAGCUCUUGUCUGAUGAUUUUGAAGUUCAGAUAAUAGAGUCGUUCCAAUCACAUAAUGACGAUAAUCAGUUCAGAGAAAUGGGUAGGGGUACCACUACCAUGUUAAAUGAUCCCAAUGAACUUACUGAAAGCCAGGAUGAUGUGAGUAGUGGUGGGUUAUUAUAUACUACUGAAAAUAUUAUGACCGAUGAAAGAAAGCAAUCUGAGCAUCCAGAUGAUGUUGCCAAUUUUCUUGAAACUCGUGAAGCAGCUCCUUAUGAUAAUGACAAUGCAUUCUCAUGUCACGUUGAAAGAUCUUGUUGUGUGGAACAAGAGUUACCUACUCCAGAGGAACACGUUCAGGAAGAGCAAGCUGAUAAAAUUGAUUCUACAUCAAGCAUCAGACAAGUUAAGUCAGAUUUUGGACACAGUUCAUCAGUUCUUUCAGCAGGGGAUGAUAUGGGAAGCAUUAGGAUAUCCAAUAGAUUAAGAAAGGCAGAUGAACCAUGUUAUCAGCACCAACCUUUCUUAGGCUCUUUUUUCUUCAUCGAUGGUGGCUACCGGUUGCUGAGAACAUUGACUGCAGAAUCUAGGAUCCCAUCUCUAGUAAUUCUUGACCCGGUUAUGCAACAGCACUUCGUAUUUUCCGAGGCAACGGAUAUUAAUUACCCUUCUGUAGUUAGUUUUGUAGACAGAUUUUUAAAUGGAAGUCUUACACCAUAUCAACAUUCAGUAUCAUCUCUUAAAACUUCUAGAGAUAUGCCAAAGCCACCACUUGUGAAUUUGGAUUUCCAUGAAAUUGAUUCUAUACCUCAAGUUACAAGUAGCACAUUUUGUGAACUGGUUAUAGGUUUUAUACCUUGUGAAAUGAAUGAUAAAGUGCCAUUUUCUAACUCUCGAGAACUUAAAUCUGCUUGGAAGAUCGAUGUUUUGGUGCUUUUUAGCACUCCUUGGUGUGGAUUCUGCCAGCGUAUGGAGCUGAUUGUGCGUGAAGUACAUCGAGCUUUUAAGAACUCUAUAAAUUUCUCAAUAAGUCAAUCCAAGAAUGAUGAUCCUACACAAAUCAAAGGUCAGCCAACUCUGGUUGCUCAUUUUGGAUUUCAUCUUUUGGAUUUCAUUCUUAUUUUCAAAGAUAAGAAAGAAGAUCUGAUGCUGAAUAAGUUUCCAGCAAUAUUUUUAAUGGAUUGUACCCUUAAUGAUUGUGGUUUAUUCUUAAAGCCACUUGGCAAGAAGGAAAAUUAUCCAAUACUGUUGUUAUUUCGUGCUGAGAACAAAAGUGCAAUUACCUAUGAAGGCAAUAUGUCAGUUGUUAGUAUCAUGGAAUUUCUAGAAUCUUAUGGAGGCAAUUCUCAUAAUCAUAAUUAUAAAGGUGGCCUGUGACCGUCUUACUUCUUCUCCACUCAUCACGGGAAGAAAGAGAAGCUCCGCAGGGGCCAGUUUCCUUGUAGUAUUAGCAUAUUCACUUUUUUGGCAUACCACUAUCUCUUUAUGAUCUGGUUGAUUAGGGUUUGCAAGCCUUGCUGCCAUGUGAGGGUUGUUUCUUUGCAACUUAGGUGAUCAGGGUUCAGAUGACGGGACAGCCUCUUGUAGGAGUAAAGAUGCAUACGUUGACCCUCCCCAUACCUUUCAUGUCAUUUAUCAUUUCUUAUGGGAUUUGGUGUAUGUUAUCUUGGAAUACGUUAGCUAAGAAAAGAAAAAUAUAACUUUCUCUUGUUUGGUUGAAUAAAAAGCUGCACAAAUAUUAUAAAGGAAAUUGCAAUGUUUGUUUUUUAGUAUGAUAAAAUUGUCUAGAACAUUGUCUCCUAAAGUCCAUGAAUUACUUCUUGAAUUCUCUUCCUGAAUGUUGUUCAUUGCCAGAUAAUGGGAAAAUUAGAUUUCAUCUAUUAGCUUCCUUUUCUCUUACUUAUUAAGCAACCAAACAGAGGCUUAAUGGUCAUUUGUUACAUGAUCAUGGAAAUGUGACGUUGGUGUCUGAAAAAGCUUCUCGGAGGGAAUAGUGGAGUAAUAUUUGUGAAGGUUUGUGAAUCAGGUCUUGCACCCUAGAACUUUUGGCUUUGAUGAUGGUAUUACUAAUGCCAUGAAUUCUUCAAUUGUUGUUUGAUUGGAAAACAGAAAGGUCAUGGAAUUAUAGACAUGCUACAGUAUUAAGGUCUAUGGAUCUGAUGACUACACAUCAGAAAUUAUUGUAGCACAACUGCCUUUUCAUAUGUACCUGGCAUCUUCAAUGUCAGUCUAAAAUGAGAAUGAUCUGGGAUCCUAUGACUUAGCUAUUACACCAGCCCUGUUUGACUUCUACAGCUCCUCCAUAGAUGUGGUAUCUUUGGUUCCUUAAUAGAUAUUGCAGUUAGUUUCCUUUCUGGCCACUAUCUACAUUAGUAGUCUGAUAGGGAUCUUUUUUGUCAACUGCCCUUUAAGUUAACAGUAAGCUCAACUGCCUGCAUGUCUUUAAGUUGAGAUUAGCUACCACGAGUUUUUGAGUCCUAAAUGGAACAGAAAUUUUGUCCAGCAGAUCAUAUAUUCAAUGUAGUAUUUGGCACUGCUUUUGUAUCGAUAUCCAGUAAUUGAAGAAUCAUUCUACUCUUUUGAGACACUGUUUUCGUCUCUCAUUUUCUCCAUCUUGUAGUCCAAUCUUUUUCUAUAUAU